AAUAAAUACAUAAAUACAUACAACAUACUUACAAUUCAAGGGAAAUCCACAAGCUUCCCAUUAAUACAAUUCACGAAUAUCCAAACUUCAUACUUAAUAAACUAUAUACAUGUAUAUAUCAUAUACAAUUAAUAAUGAAGCUGAAUAAAGUAUGUUUUGCCCAGCCCGGCCAUGUGAAAUUCAUAAAUAAUCGCAAGGUUUUCCCCGUGGUUCUCAGUGCCAAGCGCUUCGAUGCCAUAAUGGCCAGGUCCCUCAUGAAAAAGAAGAAUGCAGCCCUGGCCGCAGAGGAAGAGGAUAUGCGUUACAUGAAAUACCUGAAAGAAGGCAGCGAUUGGCUUUGCAGCCUUUUUAAAAACGAUGGGCACCAAGACUUGGACGAGGAAAAGAAGGCGAGACUUGAUCAGGAACUGAUGGAAGCAGCAAUCAGGGAAAAGCAGGUUAAAUAUGAGGAUGAUUUGCUCCGGAAAGGACGCAUCAUUCGUGCUAAUCGAAUAUUGGAGGAUAUUAAGGACGGUCAACGAGCAUUGCAUCGUGCGGUAGUCGAGAGCGAAGUGGUAUAUCAAAGAAAAUACAACGAGGCUGUCAACCGUGAAAUUGCCGAAGACGCUCGGCGUCAGAAGCGUCUGGAAGAUGAGACCUGCCCAGAAGUAUUGAUACCAUUCUCCACCAUAACAGAGGAGCAGCUCAAAGCCCAGGAAAAGGCGAAGGCGCUAAUUGUGCGCGCCGAAUUCCUAAAGGACUGCAAAGAGAGACGCGAGAGGAAAUUAGCCGAAAAAGAGCAAGAGGAAUGCGAUACUAUUAUCGAGCGUGCGCAGUACCAAUGCCUGUACGAGAAGGAACAGAAGGAAGCCAAGGAGCGGGCCGAAAAGAAGCGCGAAUUUUGCCGUCGUGCCUACAAAGAUGCGCUCAAGGAAAAGGCAGCGAUCAAAGAAUUCGAAAACACCUGCGAUAAAAUUAACGAUCGCAUCAUCUGCGCUGAUGUGACAAGACGCCGCACUCUGGACACGCGCUACAAUAAGGAUUUCAAGGCGAUGAUAGCGAAGAGAAUAGGCGAUCGGGAAAAUCGGGCUAUACAACUCUGCCGCCUCCAGCAGGAAAAAAAACGCCGGGCCCAGGAUCAGCAGAAGCAUGUAGGGGCACAAUAUGAUACAGAGGUCCAGAUAGACGAAGGACGUCGCCAAUGUAAGAUAGAUCAGCUGUCCAAGCAGCGUCGUGCCUACGAGCUGGAGAACCGCACGCAGGCUAAGGAGCGACGCGAACGGGAUGCAGAGAUUCGCCGCUUUCAAGUUGCUGAUCGACUUAAGACCAUGGAGACCAACAAAAGAUUCUCUGCUACGCAGAAACGCCAUAAGGAUCAAGAAACUGAAAAAUUACGGGACAUACUUUUUGGUCAACGGGAUGAUUUCCUGGAACGACGUCAGCAGGAGCUAAUGCGAAUGUCUUCUUGUCAAGCAGAUCCUUUCAUAAAAGAGGACGUGAUGUUCUUUGAUGAUGCGCUCAAGGCAGUUGUGCAUGCGCGCAAAACGGGACGUCCUGUUUACCCGAUGGCCAAGGCUGUGGAGAUCUACAGACGCAAGAACCAGAUUGAUGAGGUUCCCGAGGGUCGUAUGGUGGGCAGGAGCAGAAUACGAGACUAUUGCUGGCCAGGAUUCUACUCCAAAGCGGAAUUGGCGUACAAAAAUUACGCGCAAAGGGAUAAGUGCCGCGAGGACCUGCAGCAGGAACGCAAUCAGAUAUUUAACAACUGUAUCAAAAUCACCAAAAUAGCUGCCGAAGAGCAGCCGUAUAAAAAGUGCGAAAUGGAGUGCCCUAUAAAGUGUCUUCAGCACCGCGGCAUGCCUGCCGUCGAAAGUGUCGAUUCCUUUGAUUGUGGAAGCAAUGUCUGCUACGAGGAGGAUCUUCAGCCUGAGCAGUGUCCAGUUGCUAUGCAGGCUGCGGAAAAUUGUGACGAGAGUCUUCGAUCGAAUAAGUCGAAUGAUUCAAUUAAAGCACAUUGGAACUCUCCGGAGUCAAAAGAAAGCCCAUUAAAUAGCUCAAGCUCGAUGAAAACUAUUGUCGCAGUUAAUCGAUGCAAUUCAGAUGAAAAAUUCAGCAAACCAGCCGAUCGUAAGCGUAUUUGGCGUUAAGAUUCUAGGAUCUAAUCAGCAAAAUGUAAUGAGACAGCUUACAAAAAUCACGUUGAUGCUUAGUUUAUAUAGGUUGAGCGAUUCGCCCCAUUAAUUAUUAUCAAUUGAAAGGAUUUGUCAUGUAACUGUUAUUAGGAGUUGUAGAUAUAUUAAUAUUUGAGAGAGUAAAGUAAACUUAGAGCAAAAGA
Molecule: messenger RNA, 2314 nt
Organism: Drosophila montana
Lineage: Eukaryota; Metazoa; Arthropoda; Insecta; Diptera; Drosophilidae
Product: axoneme-associated protein mst101(2)-like
Exons: 2
Coding region: 135-2126 (663 amino acids)
Source: RefSeq, a predicted model, not a curated record